This is a messenger RNA of Yamadazyma tenuis ATCC 10573, 4623 nucleotides long. The record is from RefSeq and is a predicted model, not a curated record. NCBI's taxonomy places the organism in Eukaryota, Fungi, Ascomycota, Pichiomycetes, Serinales, Debaryomycetaceae.
GGCAUUACGAUGGCUGGCCCGAGGUAUUAGAAUACACCAACCACACCUCCAGAAGCUCGUUUCCACUCCUGGGAACCCGGACCAUUAUCCGAUACCGUCCACAAGCACGCCCUCCCCACUUUUGGAACCGCUGUUGCCGCGCCAUCGCAUCCAAUUCGCCUUGGGCCAUGUCUGCCGCUCCUACCGUAGCUCAUGACAUUGUCAAAUCAUUUAUACAACGGUUUGCUGACCUUCCCGUCGACUUGAUCCUCAGGGUGUUUGAACUUCUUGAUGACUCGCCGGUGAUCAAGGAGUUUUUUCUCUACUGGCCUGCCACACGAGAUGUAGUGAUUCAAACCUACUAUGCUCACGAGCUCCACUGCUUAGUAACCCCAACCAGUCAAGGUCACGUAUGUGUGGAUGGACUGGCUGGGAGUGAGGUUUAUGACCUUCAUUUCUCCGGCGAGAUCGAUGAGUUCUUGACUUGGAAUCCCCAUAUCAUUCCCCACAAAUUGGUACUUGUGACCGGAACCGACUUUUACUCGCUUUUCGAUCUUCUCCAGAAAUACAGUGAACGGUUUCGUCAGAGCCCACAACUCGAGGUGUUGAUGGAGGGAAGUAGAAACUAUGUUUUGGAAGACUUGAAGGUGGUGUUGAGCUCACCUAAUUUGCACAGACUACAGUUGUCUCGAUAUGACUUCGAGGCCAUCAGCCCCAUGUUUUUGGCAUUACUCCCGACGCUUGAAAACCUCAAGAUAAUCCAAUUUUUAGGUCAUAGAGUCAAUGACUGGUCGGCCUAUACCUGGCCCCCCAACUUGUUGAGCUUGGAUUGUUCUUGGAACACACAUCUGGAUGUACUCACCUUGUCGUUCAACAGCAGUUUACAGGAGUUAUACUUGAACAUGUCCGACGUUGGCACCCACAACUUGCAGAGCUUGUACACCCGAUUACCUCUGCUGUUGAAGGUGUUGAUGCUUACAUAUAACAGUAUCGACCAGUUGUACGGGAAUCGACUUCAGGACUCGAUUGAGAAGCUCGAUGUUCUGUUCAACCGAAUUCGAUAUCUUGUCGAUGAUCAGCCAACAGACAAGAUCUUGCCUGAGAACCUACGGGAGUUGAAUUUGAGCUCCAACAUCAUCAACAAUGCUUCACUACUCAAGCUUCAGGGUUACCGGUGGCCUGAAAACCUCAAAAUUGUCAACUUGAGUGGAAACAGAUUCACUAAUCUCUACCUUUUGCAACUCCCUGAUUCGGUCGAGAGUUUGAACCUUGACGGCAACGAUGUGCAAUUCUACGUGGAUGGGCCCCUCAUACGGCUGUACAAAUUCCCAUCCCAAUUGAAGUAUCUUCUGUUUUACAAUAGUAAACGGCUCAUGGCUCAAAUCGACGCUGCCGUCUCCGAAAACUUGGUCAAAAACCACGUCGAGUUCCCUGACGGCCUCCGGCAUUUGUCCAUGAUCGGAUGCAAUCUCCGUUCGUUCAGCUCCUUCAAGUUUCCUAAGUUUCUCUCAGAACUCAGUGUGGUUUCCAACUUAAUUGCGUCAGUUGAUUCGUACGAGUUCAGCUGGAAGGAGAUGGUCAACCUCAAAAAAGUGGAUUUGGAUCAAGCAACUGAUACAAGUAACUGGGCCAAACCGCCAAAUCUCAACCAGCAGAGGUUCUCGUCAAGAUAUUAGUUCUGUUGGGUAGUUUCGCACCCGAAGAUGGAUGCAAAUUUAGAACGUAAGUUAAUUGGCCGGUUGGUUGAGACAAGUACAACAGAACAUUAAAUGACCAUUCUUGCAACUCUAUCCAAUAUCAAAUCCAAUACCUACACUCUAGUGAUUAUUUUUCUGCACACAUUGUUAUCCUCAUUGCAUUCACAUGGUAAUGGUAUAGAGACUGGUCAAAGGCUCUGUGAAAAAUCCAGUGAAUAAAUAACUGUAUGGAAAAGAAGAAAAUACCUCCUAUGGCUCUAUAUACUCAAGCGGACCAUUCGUACCAUUUAUCUGAUCAGUCUGUGCCUCUGAAUAGGGGGCUGCGGGGGAGUACCGCGAGCACCUCGCGAAACGGUGCUAGCCCUGUGGUGGCAUGGGGGGAGACACGGACGUGUACCUACCGCAUUAGACGAAAUCAAAACAAAUGUUUACACGAAAACCGCAGAAAAAAACAUCAAAUAAAUAAACCUAACUCGUUAAUAGUUUGAUACCAAAGCACACAUAAUGAGAGAAAUUAUCCAUUUGUCCACUGGUCAAUGUGGUAACCAGAUUGGAGCUGCGUUCUGGGAAACCAUCUGUGAUGAGCACGGGUUGGAUAACAACGGAAACUUUCAUGGUGAUGAUAAGUUGCAAAGAGCCAAAUUAGAUGUGUACUUCAACGAAGCGUCGAGUGGAAAAUACGUUCCAAGAGCCGUUUUGGUUGAUUUGGAACCAGGUACCAUUGAUAAUGUCAAGACCUCGAAGAUCGGUAAUUUGUUCAGACCUGAUAACUAUAUUUUUGGUCAAAGCUCUGCUGGUAACGUUUGGGCCAAAGGUCAUUACACCGAAGGAGCAGAAUUGGUUGAUUCGGUCAUGGAAGUCGUAAGAAGAGAAGCCGAAGGAUGUGACUCCUUGCAAGGGUUCCAGAUCACUCACUCUUUGGGUGGUGGUACUGGUUCUGGUAUGGGAACUUUGUUAAUCAGCAAGAUCAGAGAAGAAUUCCCCGACAGAAUGAUGGCAACGUUUUCCGUGGUUCCAAGUCCAAAGACCAGUGAUACCGUUAUUGAACCAUAUAACGCUACGUUGUCUGUCCAUCAAUUGGUGGAAAACUCGGAUGAAACUUUCUGUAUCGAUAACGAGGCCUUGUACAACAUUUGUCAAAGAACAUUGAAAUUGAACCAACCAAACUACGCUGAAUUGAACAGCUUGGUGUCUUCUGUGAUGUCUGGUGUCACCACUUCCUUGCGUUACCCAGGUCAAUUGAACUCUGAUUUGAGAAAGUUGGCCGUGAACUUAGUUCCCUUCCCAAGAUUACAUUUCUUCAUGGUUGGUUACGCUCCUUUGACUUCGAUUGGAUCUAAGUCUUUCAGAUCUUUGAGUGUUCCUGAAUUGACCCAACAGAUGUUUGAUGCUAAGAACAUGAUGGCUGCUUCAGACCCAAGAAAUGGUAGAUACUUGACGGUUGCCGCUUUCUUCAGAGGUAAGGUAUCUGUCCAAGAAGUUGAUGAUGAAAUGUACAAAAUUCAGCAAAGAAACUCGUCCUACUUUGUUGAAUGGAUUCCAAACAAUGUGCAAACUGCUAUUUGUUCAGUUCCUCCAAAAGAUUUGGAGAUGUCUGCCACCUUUAUCGGUAACUCCACCUCUAUCCAAGAGUUAUUCAAGAGAAUUGGUACUCAAUUCAGUGCCAUGUUCAGAAGAAAGGCUUUCUUACAUUGGUACACCAGUGAAGGUAUGGAUGAAAUGGAAUUUACUGAGGCCGAAUCUAAUAUGAAUGACUUGGUUAGUGAAUACCAACAAUAUCAAGAUGCAGUUAUUGAAGAAGAUAUCGACUACGCUGAUGAGGCUCCUUUGGAUGACAACUAGGCUUAAAUCUAGAGUUUCUAGUGGUCGGUUUUAUACUAUUUUUGAAUUUUUCUUGAGUUAGAAGUCGUAGAGUUAAGAGGGUCUUCUAUGUUUGUUGAAUAUAAAUGUAAUAAUUACAGUGUUUAUAUCUAUUCAUGGGUGUGUAUUUUCUUACUAAUGCAGUAUCGUGUCUAGUUGUUUCCUCUCAAGAAGUUCGUGACGAAGUCAUUUUUGUCAAUCUUGCCAGGCUCGGUCUGGUCAUCAAAGUAUCUCAAAACAUGACACUGUUGUUUCCAGAAAUUGUUCAACUCCUGAAACUCCAUUUGCCCCUUCAUGUACAACACGUUGGCCACUCCCAAAUCGUUGACAUAUCUCUGUCUUUCAAACUCUUGUCUAAUCUUGGUCUUGACGUUGGACACAGGCAUAUCCAACUCGUAAAUGUCACUCAUUUCCUUGGAAUAUCUCAUAUAUUUCCGGUACAAGUGAAUCACACGUUUUCUGAGUUCAGCAUUGGUUGCCGACCUCUUGGUGGUUUCAGCGAAUUCUGUUGCCAACGUCAUGGAGAUGUGAUUUGUUUUUAGAAGAUUUUGGUUGGUUAAAAUUUGCGCGAACUUUCAAGUUGUGCUGCGUGCGACGACUUGUUGCCAACCGUAUCUCUAAUGCGAAUCAAGAGUCUGCUGGAUGGAUCCAACAACUUUAUGAACCGACACAAUUCGAAGCACCAAUCCCAGUAACACAUGUUAACUAGCCUCUCAAUCAAGCUCAAUAUGAUUUUUUCGUCGUUGCUGUCGAGAUAACCCGAUGAGUUUUCGGUUUCUUCCUCCAGCUUUAGGUUCAAGUAUAUAAUCAAGAAAUUGUAGCCAAGCUGGACAUUAUUGGAGUCCAAUAACUUGUUCAUCAAGUUGAACGGGUCAGUCUUGAGGAUUCUGAAAAAGUUGGACCAGUACUUGAACUCUAUUUUCCGGAGACAGUUGAUGAAUAUCAGCUCGUAGUUAUCGGCGAGCUUAAUGAGAUCGAGCAAGGAGUGAAUAAGGGGGUUUUCUUUAGUGAGAUAGUCGAAAAGAAGAAGCUCGAGACAGUAGGUAUACUGGCUGAAGCUGGAAAACUUUGUGUGGAUCAUCCUGAC